UAGCACAGUAGCAACAUUAGUAGCAACAGUAUUCCGUGAACUCUUGACUAAGUUACAUCGUAGUGAAAGUGACAAGAAGACAGUUUGCAACACUUAGAAGUUUGACAUACGUAAUGAAAACAUGAUGGAUGUUAGCGAUACCAUUAAAGGUAUACCUAAGGACUCUAAUGAUGGUGAGAAAAAUAUCACUGAUGAUAAAUAUUCAAAGAAAAUUCACGAUCUACAUGACAAUAUUGAAUUUCCGAGUGAUUUUGAUGCUUGGACUGUGCAAGAACAACGUGACUGGGUGUAUAACAAUAUGACAGAACUUUAUUCAUAUGUACCGGAGAGUUUACAAUGUAUAAUCUCAGGUAUUUUCCGCCCAGUCGAUUUCCAUCGAUCACAGGAAAAGUUGCCUGAAUGGAUGGAUAUGGAUAAAUAUCGGAGAGGGCAAAAGUUUGUGCGCGACCAUUAUUGUUCGUUUGUCUUCAGCAUACUGCUGGGAACAGUGUACGGUUUAACUUUCAAUGAUGGUUUAAAACCACUUAUCAUAUCGAGAAAAAGUAUCACUCCGUAUUUAGCAUUUAAAAGAUAUCUCGAUACUGCAAUGCAGAUAUUUUCAUGGUACGAAGGAGAACCUUGGGUCAAAGGAACGAAGGCCUACAAAGCCAUGCAAAUUGCACGUAUCAAGCACAUGAAUAUAACCACGAAGAUAUCCCGAAUGAAUAAGGAACAAGUAAAUGCUGCGACCAAGAUCGCGUAUACGUUGUAUCCGGAGGACGAAUUGUUUCUAAAGGAUAUGGACUCGAUAUAUCCGUCCGAGAAUCCGGAGCGACAUCGUAACAAAGUUUUGAAAACAUCCGAACUCACAAUAAAAGCUUUAAAUAAUACGACAGUGACCGUCGCACAGGGUAGCUUCAUUCUUUUGUCCAUAAUAUAUCCGCAGAAUAUCGGACUACAUAAUGCAACCGAUGAGGAUCUAGAGGCUUUCUGUCAUAUGUGGAAGUGCUAUGGAUAUUUUCUCGGAGCGGAAGACGAGUACAACUUUUGUCGUGGCAGCUUAGAGGAGAUAAAACAGCGCUUAUGGGAUUUGAGAAAUUGGAUUACGAUUAAUUUUACAGACGUCACACCCGAAUGGAUGUACAUGAUCAGAUGUAUGAUCGAAUCUAUAAAUUAUUACCCUUCGCUUUACAUGCCUUAUAAGGCAAUAACAUUAUUCUACAUAGAAGCAUUAAAUCUCAAAAUGCCUAACUUCUAUGCGUCAUUCAAUUAUAGCGAAUGGAUCAUGUAUAAAAUAUUUACGGGGGUGACACAGACAGCAUAUAAGGUAUAUACGGCGGUACUGACGAAGAGGUUGAGGGAGGAGGUGGAGAGGAAGAGGAUUCUGCCGGAGAGUCCGGCGGGAUUUAAGAGGGGAAGGGGGACAAUGGACAACAUAUAUAUGCUGAAUUUUUUGAUAAACAGGCAGGUGGAGAGGAGAGAGAGGAGGUUGGUAAUAUUGUUUGUGGACCUGAAAGCAGCGUUUAACUUAGUGGAUAGAGAGAUAUUGAGAAAAGUGAUGAGGGAAAGGGAGUAAGGGAAGGAUUGGUGAGAAGAUGCGAGGAGGUAUUAGAGGAGACAAAGAGCAGAGUGAGAGUAGGAGGGAGAAAGGGAAAAAGUUUUUCGACAAAAAGGGGGGUGAGACAAGGGUGCUCGUUGAGUCCGCUGCUAUUCACGAUAUUAAUAGCGGACAUAGAAGAGGAGUUAAAGAGCGUGAGAGGGUGUAUAUGUUGGCGUAUGUGGAUGAUUUGGCGUUAUUGACAGAAGAUGAGGAGGGGAUGAAGGGAAUGAUGGCGAGAUUAGAAAAGUAUAUGGAAAGGAAGGGGUUGGAGAUAAAUAUAGAAAAGACGAAAAUAAUGAGGUGUGGGAAGAGUGGAGGGAGGUGGAGGAAGAUAGAUUGGAGAUGGAAAGGGAAGAGAGUGGAGGAGGUGAAAGAAUAUAAAUAUCUACGGUAUGUGAUGACAAGAAAUGGAGGACAAGAGGCGCAGGUGCGGGAUAAGGUAAGGAAUGGAGCAAGGGUAAUGGGGCAGUUAUGGAGGAUAGGGAAAAGGAAAUUUAAAAAGGACUGGGGAAGAGGAUAUGGCUAUUUGAUAAAUUGGUAUGGCCGGUGAUAAGCUAUGGGGUAGAGAUUUGGGGAUGGAGAGAGAGGAGGAAAAUAGAGGAAUUGCAGGAAAGAUAUUUGAGAUGGGUGCUGGGGAUGGAAAGAUGGACGCCAGGAUAUAUGGUGAGAGAGGAAGUGCAGAGGGAACUGAUGAGGAGCACAGCGGGAGUAAGAGCGUGGGGAUAUGAGAAGAGGCUGGGGAAAGGAAGAGGGGGGGAGAUAGCAAGAAGUCGUUGGAUGGAGAUGAGGGGUAGGGCGAAAAGAGGAGAGGGAGUAGGGAGAUGGGAGGAAGAGAGAAAAAGGUAUUUUGAGGACAAAGGGUGGAAAAUAGAUAGGAUAGAAGAGAUAAGCGAAAAAGGAGGGGAGCUAAAGGGAGAGGAAUUAAAGAGUAGGGAAAAAAGGAGACAGGAGAAGGAAAGAUGGGAAAACAUAAGGGAAUCAAGGUUUAAUGAGGGAUAUGGAAGGGUGAAGGGAAGGGAAAUUCCUGAGUAUUUAAAGAAGGGAUGGGGAGAAAACAGAUGAAGGAGGGUAGUGAGGUUCAGGAUGGGGAACCAGUUGAAAGAGGGGAGGCACUGGGAGGAAGAAAAAAGGAGGUGUAGGAUGUAGGCGGGGGAAGAGAGUAGACGUGGAAGCAUAUUUGGGAGCAGUGUACGAAGAGGGGGGAAGAAAAGGGAUGGCAGGAAAUGGAGGGGGAGAUGUUAGGGGAGGUGAGAAAGGGGGAGGGGUGGAUGAGGGAGGUAAAGAAAUGGUGGAGAGUGGAGGAGGUGAGGAGGAGAAAGAAAGAGGUAGGAGGAGCGGCGGAAACGGAAGUCAAGGGUGUGAGUGGAGGAACGGGGAGUGAGAGAAAGGGAGAGAAUGAAAGAGUGGAGGAAUGAGAGUAUGUGUGAGGAGCGCUUUCUCUCUCUCCCUCUCUCUCUCUCUCUCUCUCGAGCGGAUAGCGGAUAGUAUGUAAGGCUAGAAAUGUAAGAAGUAGAGUGUAUAAGAUAGGGGGAGGGAAAGAAUUAUAAGACCAAGGGAAAACAAUAAAGCAUUUAUAUAUAUUUUUCAUAUA
Molecule: messenger RNA, 3170 nt
Organism: Harpegnathos saltator (Jerdon's jumping ant)
Lineage: Eukaryota; Metazoa; Arthropoda; Insecta; Hymenoptera; Formicidae
Exons: 5
Coding region: 122-1555 (477 amino acids)
Source: RefSeq, a predicted model, not a curated record